AUGGAGAACUUCCUCAGUGAUCGUGUCAAGUGGCUGGAAAGCAUCAUCCACGAAAAAUGCCCCUAUGUUGAUCUGAGCCAGGGGCCGAAUUGUGAGAACCUCAAGACCGUCCUGAACGGUGAGUCAACGCCUGUUGUUGCGCAAGUCGAGCCCGGCACCUCAAACCCGGAGCAAAGUGAAUCCAGGGCAGCGUCGUCGCAUGAAAUCGGCCUCGUGUCCUUGGGGGGAAGCCAGGAUCCGCGAUACAUUGGCCCCUCGAGUGGAUAUUUCCUCGCCAGAGUCAUGCUCACCAAGGGUUCCUCGCCAGGCAUCUCGGGCGGCCGAGACAUGGCGUUUCCGACGGAUCUCAUUGAGACGGUGCAGAGCGCUGCCAGUCUGCCGGCGCGGGAGAUUGCAGACCAAAUCUGCGACGCCUUCUUCGAGAGCCUCCAUGCCACGUAUCCCGUUUUGCACCGGCCGACCUUUGACAGGGUCCUGGACAAGAUGUACACCCUGCAGUACGAUGAUCCCGCGGCCUGCUUCCAGGUGUACAUGGUGAUGGCGCUGGGGAGCCUGGUGGUGUCGCAGAGGCUCAAGGCAAUCCUGCCAUGUGAGAGGUACGGCCUCUCGGCGUUGAGAUACUUUGACCGGAUCAAUGUGGAAAACUCGCUGCAGGGCCUGCAGUGCCUUUUGCUGCUCCUCGUCUUUACGCUGCACAACCCGCACGUCAGGGUGAAUAUCUGGCAUCUAAACUACCAGGCCAUAGCCGCGGCAGUCGACUUGGGCCUCCAGCGCGACGUCACCACGCAGGCGGGAAUCUCGCUGCUCGAGCAGGAGAUGAGAACACGGAUCUUCUGGGUGGUCUUUAUGAUGGACCGCAUCAUCGCCACGACCAUGGGCCGUCCCAUCGGACUACGAGACGAGGCGUGCGACCUGAGAUUGCCGCGCAUGCUCGACGACAUGGACAUCAUGACAGCCGGCUCUCCUCACUCUCACAGCUCGGCCUUCAAACCCAUUGCGUACUCGAUCCACCUGUUCCGGCUGGCCAAGCUCAACUCGGAAAUCAAGUACGUCGCAAACAGCGUGGUCCGACAGACGCCCGUCUACGCAUACCCAGCCGUGAUUGACAUUUACGAAUGGCAAGCCAGCAUGCUGGAGCAGAUCAACCAGUGGGAGGAGCACAUUCCCACCGGCGACGGCGCGCCCGCGACCCAACACCUAGAGACGGCUUGUCGCAUCCAAGGCCACACGCUGCGCAUGGUGCUCCUGCGGCCGAGCCCGGCCAUCCCCAAGCCGACCAGGGAGGCGUUGGAAAAGUGCCACGCGAGCGCGCGGGAGUCGCUCAGGCUCCUCAACAAGCUCUACGUCGGAAGCGCCCUCAUCCACAGCUGGCUGACCUUUCACGCCGUGGUCCUGAGCACCCUGAGCAUCCUGUACUGCGUCAAGAUGGUGCCGGACCUCCGCCAGCAGACAGACGUGGCCGAGCUCAUGAGCGACCUCAGCAUCUCGUCCAGCAUCCUCUCCGCCACGGGCGAGCACUGGUCGGGGGCACGCCGCUGCCGCGACACCCUCGACGAGCUCGGCCGCUCCACCAUCAAGGACCUCCUCGCGCAAGACGGCCCGGCGCCGGCACGAGAGCCCAGCAGACGACGCGGACGCGCCACGGUUCAGCGCCAGGCUGCCGCCGCCGCCACCCCCAUCUCGCUGUCGGACGUGGACUUGUCCACGGACGCCAUCAAUGGGGCAUUCACGCCCAUGAUCGAGCCGAGCGCCUUCUUCGACGACUUCCUCGGCAACGACUCGUUUGCAAACUGCUUCCCCGACGAGAGUGCCACCAACAUUGACGAAAUUGUGCGCAACAUGUUCCAGGACGACACAACCGCAACGGCAUUCGGGUAG
Messenger RNA from Metarhizium robertsii ARSEF 23, 1878 nucleotides. RefSeq lists its product as uncharacterized. The transcript has 2 exons. Gene Ontology annotation, molecular function: zinc ion binding; sequence-specific DNA binding; DNA-binding transcription factor activity, RNA polymerase II-specific. Lineage: Eukaryota; Fungi; Ascomycota; Sordariomycetes; Hypocreales; Clavicipitaceae. The record is from RefSeq and is a predicted model, not a curated record. The coding region runs from base 1 to 1878 and encodes 625 amino acids. Gene Ontology annotation, biological process: positive regulation of transcription by RNA polymerase II; DNA-templated transcription.